This is a messenger RNA of Achroia grisella, 4329 nucleotides long. RefSeq names its product NADP-dependent malic enzyme-like (gene Men-b). Gene Ontology annotation, biological process: malate metabolic process; pyruvate metabolic process. Gene Ontology annotation, molecular function: NAD binding; malate dehydrogenase (decarboxylating) (NADP+) activity; malate dehydrogenase (decarboxylating) (NAD+) activity. Gene Ontology annotation, cellular component: mitochondrion. Bases 125 to 1984 code for a protein of 619 amino acids. Lineage: Eukaryota; Metazoa; Arthropoda; Insecta; Lepidoptera; Pyralidae. The record is from RefSeq and is a predicted model, not a curated record. The transcript is spliced from 12 exons.
UCACUGCCAUCUGGAUGGAGGGCGUUACUAAUAAAAUUGAAAAUAAUUAAAUUCUAAUUGAAUAAUACGAAAAAAUAUUGUGAGUUUGUCAGUUCGAAAAUAUUGAUGAAAAUAUUUUUUUGAAAUGUUUUCUACAAUUCCCCGAUCUCUGUUAUGUUGUACAAACGUCAUAGUCCCGAACAGGGCGUUAGCGUUUGCACUGACCAAAUGUCCGUUCCUGGAGAACCCUAAUCUGCAAUGCCGAGAGUACCACGAGGUCACCGGCAAUAUAAUCUGCCCGAACGUGGUUAGAGGCAUCGAUAAUCUCCGGGAUCCUAGAUUGAACAAGGGUCUAGCGUUCACAUUGGAAGAACGACAAGCCCUCGGAAUUCAUGGCCUCUUAGCUGCCAAGUUCAAAACUCAGGAGGAACAGCUGGAUAUCUGCAGUAUAUCCAUCGAUAGAUAUGCGGACAACCUCAAUAAAUAUCUCUACCUCGUCGAGUUACAGGACAGAAAUGAGAAGUUGUUCUUCCGACUUCUUGCUGAGAAUGUGGAAAAGUAUCUACCAAUUGUAUACACCCCGACCGUGGGAUUGGCCUGCCAGAGGUUCGGUCUCAUUUACAGAAGACCUAGGGGUCUAUUCAUCACUAUCAAAGAUAAAGGACACAUUUUCAAUAUUCUGAAGAAUUGGCCCGAACCAGAUGUCAGAGCGAUAGUGUUCACGGACGGUGAGCGUAUUUUGGGUCUCGGUGAUCUGGGCGCUUACGGCAUGGGUAUACCGGUCGGCAAGUUGUCGUUGUACACUGCACUCGCUGGAAUUAAACCGCAUCAAUGUUUACCUAUAACGUUAGAUGUUGGCACUGAUAACCAGGACCUAUUAGAGGACCCUUUGUACAUCGGCUUGCGGCAGAAGCGUGUACGUGGACAGGAAUAUGAUGAGUUUAUUGAUGAAUUCAUGGAAGCCUGUGUGCGAAGAUAUGGCCAAAAUACACUGCUUCAAUUUGAAGACUUCGCUUUAGCGAAUGCUGGGCGCCUUUUGGUCAAGUAUCGCAAUAGAUAUUGCACUUUCAACGACGACAUCCAGGGUACGGCCAGUGUGGCCGUGGCAGGACUGAUGGCAGCUGUCAGAGUCACCAAGAGGAAACUCAGCGAAAAUAUAUACUUGUUCCUCGGUGCUGGUUCUGCUUCCAACGGUAUUGCCAAUCUAACAGUGGCAGCUAUGGUGGCCGAGGGUCUCUCCGUGAGGCAAGCUCGGGACCGGGUUUACAUGUUUGAUGUGGACGGAUUACUGUCGACACGCCGUGAGGGUGGUGUGCCUGAACACGCGAAGAACUUCGGUAAGGACAUCGAGCCGGAGAAGGAUUUUGAAAAGUGCGUCGCCAAGAUAAAACCAAGCUGUCUUAUUGGUUGUUCCACUGUGGGUGGCGCUUUCACCACAAAUGUUCUGAAGCAAAUGGCGCAAAAUACAGAGCGGCCGGUUAUUUUUGCUCUCUCUAAUCCAACAAGCAAAGCCGAGUGUACUGCUCAAGAUGCAUACGAUCAUACAGAGGGUCGUUGUGUAUUCGCGUCUGGUUCUCCUUUCCCACCGGUUAUAUACAAUGGCAAGGAGUAUCACACAGGGCAAGGCAACAAUUCGUACAUCUUUCCUGGUGUCGCCCUUGGUGUGAUUGCCACAGCCACGCACCAUAUACCUGAGACUAUGUUCCUUACUGCUGCGAGAACUUUAGCUAAUUAUGUAAGCGAAGAAGAUCUGUCCAUCGGCCGCAUAUAUCCGUCGUUGGCUGAAGUGAAGGAAGUGUCAGUAUCUAUUGCUAUUGAAGUCGCCAAGAUGGCGUACGAUGAAGGUUUGGCGUCUGUCUACCCCGAGCCAAAAGAUCUCGCUAAACAUGUCGAGAAUCAAAUGUACAACUACUACUACGAGAGUGCUUUGCCAGUUGUAUGGGAUUGGAAACCCGAGGAGAAAUUUAAUGUAAAACCAAUCCAACCAGUACCGAAAAACAUCUAAACAGUAUUACUAUUUUUUAAUUAUUUAUUUUAUUAUCUAAGCGCAAGGAACAUCGCGUCACAUAUUGUAAGAGUCGACUGUAAUCGACACUUUGACGCCUUUAUGGGAGUGUUCAUGAUUUUGUUUAUUAUUGUUACGAUAUGAAUUAGGGAUUUAAGAAUGCAUCUGUAAUGUCAUCCUGUAGCACGAAGUAUGUUAUUCGAAAAGUAGGGCUUUGGUCCAGUUGCAUGUUUUAUAACGCUGGCGUUAAAUAACACAGAUUAUGAUUUGAAGCGGUUAAUAUAGAUUUAUUAGAAUUGUUAAUAAUUCUAACACCACAGACAAUUUAUUUUAUUAAAAAAUAUUUUCUGUCUUUGGUAUCUGAAAUUUAAUUGGAUCUUUAUACAGUAACUGGACCUAUUUGUAUUUCACGUAGUAUUUGUCUUAUUGUAUGUUUGUGUGCAAGGUAGUAAGUAGAAAUACGAGUUGAAUCUAUAUAAUGUAAUCAUGUUCAAAGUAAUAUACAAUGUUCGUCAAACUAUAUAUUUAUGGGCGCCUUUCAUAUGUCAUAUUACCUAAUUUCACGAAAUGGUUAUCUUUGAAGUUGGGAAUGUUUGGUACAAAGUAUGGCAAUGAAUUAUUCGUUUAUUGCUGAACUAUUCAUAACAAAAACUUACUUUGUAAUAUCAUUAUGCUCAUAUGUUUUUGUGACUAACAUCUGACACAUUUGGAGAUACUUUUAACUUAUUUUAUUACAGUUUGUUUUAGCGUUAUUUUCUAAUUGCACUUUUGCUUGAACUAAUUAUUACUUACAUUAUUUAUAAUUUUUAAGAUUUAAAUGAAACAACACGAUACAGCACUUACUUAUCGUAUUAAUUUAUAUAAUGGCAAAAAUCUUAAGGAUACAUUGAUAUUAUAACAAUAUAAUAUUAUUAAAAUAGAAAGGAAAUACUCUAGUCAGCGCGGUAUUAAAACUAUAUUACGGAUAUCUACCAUGCAGGUUCGUAAUUAUACAGUAAUAUUAAGAGAAAGCACAAUCAUUUGGAUGUAUAUGACUGUAGAAUAAAAUGUAGCUCGAUUAGAAUAUAAUUCUAAUUAAUGCAUAAAUUAGAUGAAAAAUAAUUUUAGUGGCAUCUUUUAUUUUUUAUUAUAAAUUGUGACUAUUGCAUGGCUCAGUAAGACAUUAGAUAUCUUGAGUAUAGUUAUCAUAAUUCGAUUAUCAGAUGUCAAUGUGUUUAGAAAAUGUAUUAUCUUGACUAUAAUGUUAAUAUUCUUUUGCGGGCAACAUUAAUUUUGAAUAAAAGAAAAUAGAUUAAAUCUGUAGUACUGUAACGGGCUUUCCCCCUGAAUAAGCUAAAAGCGUAAGUUUGCAAUCUGUCAAAAAUUGAAAUCGGGUUGUAAGAAGUUAAUGCAAGAAAGAAGAACUCGAAAAUUCGUCUAAAUAGUAUAUGUAGUAUUUUAAUCAGUUUAGCGUUGAAGACUAUUUGCAUUCAAUGAAUAGUUCCCAUAACACCUUUAAGUAGAAACAAUGUGGUAUGCUUGUUUUUCAAUGCAUAUACAUAGAUUGAAGUUGUCGAAUCUUUGCGUAAAAAAGAAAUGAAUCUAAUAGAAUAUUAAAGUGUGAUUAAUUAGUUCAAAUAUAUAGGAAUAAAGUUUUUUGGCAUUUGUUAAUUGUUAAUUGAUAUAUAGUACUACAGUAUGCCUCAAAUACCACUAUUAAUUGGGGUUCUACAAUUUUAUUAUUUUUCUGUAUUAUAAUGCAGUUAAGGAUAAAAUUGAAUUAAUAGAGUUGGACAUGAAUUGAAACAUCUGUCCAUAUCUUCAACAUUGAAUACACGAAAACAAUUUGUUACUAUAUUCCAUAUAGUAUACUUUACAUAGGCUUUUAUGAAAAACGAGAUCAUGAUAUUAAACUUGGACUAUUUUAUAAUUUUAAGAAAAUUAAAUGUAUUUUACAUUUUAGUCUAACUUGAUCUAGAAUAACCGAUUGCAAAUAUUAGUAUUAUGUUAUUUAAAGUGAGACGCAUUUCGCAAAGCGAAGUAAACCUUAUUUAUUUAAUUUACAAAUAUUGAUACAUAGUGAUUUUUAGCUGUGAAGAUAAAAUUAUUUUUAAACUAUGAGUUAAUGUUUAUCAGUUGUUCAAAAUAUACAUGUUUAAUUAAGACCAAUUUUAUUCAAUGUUCAAUGGAAUUGUUUUGUUGUCAAUUAUCAUGCAAUAUGUUUAGAAUGAUAUUGAUGUUUGAGGGUCUUUUUAAUUUUACGAUUAGGUCAAUUACCUCAUCUCCCCAUGGCAACUGUAAUGUACCUUUUAGGCGUACCAAGUCGUAUGUUUAGUUAGUGCAAUUGUUAUAUAAAUUAUAGAUGU